AUGUCAGACCAAAACUCGCCUUCGCAGUCGCCGGUACCGCCGCAGUCCUCUUCCACUAUUCCUACUACGAUUCCCACCAUUCGUCCUAAGAAGCAGAAGCCAAAUUUCGCACGCCCUGCAACCUCGGAUCUCCAGUCACGUCUUCAGGCUUUCCUCCCACAAAUGGCAGCUGCGAAUGCUGAGCUCGAGAAGCUUGCGAAAGAGGGUGGCCUUGAGGGUAAGAGGCUCGAAGAUGUAGGCGAGGGUGAUGAGUACGUCGAGAUGGAGCUGGGCUUGGGUGUUAUGGAGGAAAAGAAAGAGGGAGAGGACAGUGGCGACAAUAGCUCAGAUGAGAGCUCGGAAGACAGCAGUGAAGACAGCAGCGAGGAUGACGAGGAAGAUGAUGAUGAGCACAAGAAGAAACAGAAAGAGAAGGAGCAAAAGGAGAAGGACAUUCUAGGCAGACUCAUGGGACACAAGCAAGGCAGAGAGAAUGCUGCUGGCAUUCAAGAGGUUGAGUGA
This is a messenger RNA of Aureobasidium musti, 501 nucleotides long. The record is from the annotation of a GenBank genome assembly. Lineage: Eukaryota; Fungi; Ascomycota; Dothideomycetes; Dothideales; Saccotheciaceae.